AUGGGCGCUAACCAACCGUCCCUGAGACGGCAAGGGUUCCAUUUUUUGGAGUGGCAAGGCUUCAAGGCCCACUACCACGCAACUAGAGUCUCGCUCGCUCGCCGCCGCCGCUCGUUUCCCCAUCCCCUUGCCGCCGCGGCCGCCGCCGCCAUGCUCCGGCUCCGGUGUUGCGUCCUCACCCAGCUCCUCUCUUCUCCACCCCCGUCUCCCGCCUCCCAGCUCCGCCGCCUCAUCUCUGCCGCAGCGCCCGCCAUCUCCCCGAACCCUACCAACUUCGCCGUAGAGGACUACCUCGUCGAAACCUGCGGCCUCGCCCGGCCCCAGGCACUCGAGGCCUCCGCCAAGCUCUCCCACCUCAAGUCCCCCGCCAAUCCCGACGCCGUCCUCGCCUUCCUCGCCGGCCUCGGCCUCUCCGGCGCCGACGUCGCCUCCAUCGUCGCCAAGGACCCGCUGUUCCUCUGCGCCAAAGUGGAGAGGACCCUGGCCCCCGUCGUCGCGGGGCUCACCGGCCUCGGCCUGUCGCGCUCCGAGAUCGCGCGCCUCGUCUCGCUCUCCCGUGACAGAUUCCGCCGUAUGUCCACCGUCUCCAAUGUGCAGUACUACCUGGGCUUAUUCGGCUCCUUCGAGAACCUCCUCCGUGCUGUCAGCCGUGGCUUAUGCCUUCUCUCGGCCAACCUCGAGACGGUGGUCAAGCCCAAUGUCGCGUUCCUGCAGGAGUGCGGGCUAGGUGACUCCGACAUUGCCAAGUUGUGCGUCACCCAGCCAUGUCUGCUCGCCUCCAACUUGGAGCGCGUCCGGGAAGUGGUGGCACUUGCUGAAGGUAUAGGUGUGCCUCGUGGCUGUAGGAUGUUCAGACACGCAUUGAAUGCUGUUGCACGCCUCAGCAAGGAGAAGAUCGCUGCCAAAGUGGAUUACUUGAAGACGACGUUUAGGUGGUCGGAUGCUGAGGUCCGCAUUGUUGUGUCCAAGUUUCCAUUUGUGCUGAUAAGUUCUGACCAGAUGGUGCAGAGCAAGUCAGAGUUCCUGAUCUCUGAGGCGGGGUUGGAACCGGCAUACAUCGCUCAUCGGCCGGCAUUGCUCUUGUACAGCCUGGAGGGCCGGAUCAAACCCCGGUACUAUGUUCUAAAGUUUCUUAAGGAAAAUGGAUUGCUUCGUCAUGACCGAGAUUACUAUAAUGCAGUCAUGCUGGCAGAGAAGGUAUUCAUGGAGAAGUUCAUAUGCCCUCAUAAGGAAGCUGCGCCGCACCUCACAAAAGACUAUGAUGCCGCUUGCAAAGGGGAAAUGCCGACUAAUUUCAGAUUCACAUGA
Messenger RNA from Triticum turgidum subsp. durum (durum wheat), 1308 nucleotides. The record is from the annotation of a GenBank genome assembly. NCBI's taxonomy places the organism in Eukaryota, Viridiplantae, Streptophyta, Magnoliopsida, Poales, Poaceae.